Torulaspora delbrueckii is the source of this 615-nucleotide messenger RNA. It is a transcript of the gene ROX3, whose product is annotated as Rox3p. The transcript has a single exon. The coding region runs from base 1 to 615 and encodes 204 amino acids. Lineage: Eukaryota; Fungi; Ascomycota; Saccharomycetes; Saccharomycetales; Saccharomycetaceae. Gene Ontology annotation, cellular component: mediator complex; core mediator complex. Gene Ontology annotation, biological process: regulation of transcription by RNA polymerase II. Gene Ontology annotation, molecular function: transcription coregulator activity. The record is from RefSeq and is a predicted model, not a curated record.
AUGUCGGCUGCAAUUGAUGAACAAACGCUUCCCUCGUAUUACUACUAUGUGGAUCCCGAAGUUACAUAUCAGGCUUCUAGACCCAAUCCGUUGGAAGAUCUGAUAUCUGCAUACGGUUUACAGGAUCUAUCUCACCAAGUGGCGAGGGCCAAUUCUGAUGGUUCAAAAGCUAUCAAACUGAGGAAAUCGUACAAGAAUCAAAUAUCGGAGUUGUCUGGUAAGUUCGGUACCAUACCGACGAGGGAAAAUGGUAAAGGUGGUGAGGUAGCACAUAUUUUGUUUCAGAAUAACCCUGAUAUGAUGAACCAAGUACGCAAAGAGUCUGGGAUGACUCCUGAAGAGUAUCAUACAGCGAUGAUCAAUCGUGACGCAUCGUUAUUUGAACCUCCUAAUUUGGAUUGGAAUAUGUGUCGUUCUGUUCUAUCUCAAUUUGAAAGAUCAUACCCCACAGAGUUUCAGAAUCAACCAGGUUUCCAAGUUGAGGACCUGGCGUUUGAUUUGGACGGAACGGGUAAAGUCAAUGCGAAGAAGAGGAAAGUGAAAUCAAAUGGUAGUUCCAUGGCUACGCCUAAUAGUGAUAUGCAAGAGGAUGUCAAGCGUAGAAGGUUGGAAUGA